UAAUAAAAACUUUGUUGUAACAGUGUUAUUCGAUUUUAAAAAGGCGUUUGACACUUUAGAAACUAACACCCUUUUAAACGCAAUGGAGGAGUGCGGGGUCGUAGAACCCCUUAACAAUUGGUCCCAUGACUACCUUACAUCACGCUCUUUUAAAGUCCGAAUAGAAGACACUUUCAGUGAUGGGAAAGCGGUUCUGUGCGGAGUCCCUCAAGGUUCUGGCUGCGGGCCUGUGUGCUAUCUUAUGCACGUAAACAGUCUAUGUGGUGUACUGAAACAUUGCUCAGCACACAUGUUCGCAGACGACCUGUGUGCCAUGCGCGCGGGUACGGACCUCGCGGAGACCUGCCGGCUCGUACAGACUGAUAUAGAUGCAGUAGUCAAAUGGUCACAUGACAAUGGAAUAGUCUUAAAUACUGAUAAAACUAAGCUUUUAAUCGUACACUCACCAUACCUACCUCUCAGUCAAACAUAUUCCAUGUUCACCCACACUUUUGAAUGCAUCCAUAAUCAAUUUAAAACUUGUAUUUGUAAACCGAUUGAACGCGUGAAAACUGUUACAUAUCUGGGCAUGAGGGUGGAUGAACAUUUUUCUUGGACUACACAUAUAGACUAUAUAUAUGAUAAAUUAAAAGUAUUGUUAGGUAAAUUCUAUCACCUAAGUUACAAAGUUCCUAUAAAGACUUUAAAAUGUCUGUACAUGGCCCUUGUUGAUUCUAUUCUUAGUUAUUCUCUGGAUUGUUAUGGACUUACUACUAAAACUAACUUAAACAAAUUAGAAAAUAUUCAGCCUUAA
This is a messenger RNA of Colias croceus (clouded yellow), 793 nucleotides long. RefSeq lists its product as uncharacterized. Bases 83 to 793 code for a protein of 236 amino acids. The transcript is spliced from 2 exons. Lineage: Eukaryota; Metazoa; Arthropoda; Insecta; Lepidoptera; Pieridae. The record is from RefSeq and is a predicted model, not a curated record.